Molecule: messenger RNA, 768 nt
Organism: Psilocybe cubensis
Lineage: Eukaryota; Fungi; Basidiomycota; Agaricomycetes; Agaricales; Agrocybaceae
Exons: 8
Coding region: 1-768 (255 amino acids)
Molecular function (GO): hydrolase activity
Source: RefSeq, a predicted model, not a curated record
AUGUCGAACACCUCUCCUGUCCUUGCUGGCCCGCCCGGAGACUGCUGUGUUCAAGGUGUAAAGCACUUUGGCGAUGCUGUUGGAAAGACUAUCAAAAUCGCAGAUAUAGACACAUAUGUAUCUGAACCUCCAGAGGGUACUACAGGUCCCAAGAAAGUCGUUCUCUUCUUUGCCGACGUCUAUGGGCCGUUUUACAUCAACGCCAAACUGCUCCAAGAUUACUUUGCGUCCAACGGUUUCUACGUGCUUGGAAUUGAUUACUUCUUUGGAGAUCCCAUUUCCCUACACACCGAUGAGCCUAACUGGGACAGAAAUGCCUGGUUUGCCAAGUCCAGAAAAGCUGCCAACGAGGAAACGCCAAAAUGGAUCAAAGCUGUUCGUGAGAUCUAUGGAUCUGACGCAAAGUAUACUGCCGUUGGAUACUGCUUCGGUGGUCCAUUCGCCCUUGAGCUUGCGAAUACCGAUGACGUUGUAGCAUCUGCGUUUGCUCACCCAGCUUUCUUGAACGAAGACCAUUUCAGGAACAUCAAGAAGCCUCUGUUGCUCUCCUGCGCAGAGGUCGACCAGACAUUCCCCUCCGAAUCGCGUCGCCGCGCAGAGGACAUUUUGGCUGAGGUCAAGGCUACCUACCACGUCCAAGUCUUCUCGGGUGUGUCCCAUGGAUUCGCCACGCGUGGUGACCCAGAGGUCGAACAGUCGCGUUGGGCCAAAGAGGAAUCCGCUCGUAGUAUUAUCAAUUGGUUCAAGAGGUUCAGUGGAAGUUCGUGA